CUUACGAUGAGAUUGGUUAUGAUUUGGCCAAUGGGGACAUUUCCUUUAAAGGCGGGAUCCAGAUUUAAAUUCAAACAACGUUGAAUAGAUUUCGGGUACAGUUUGGUCACUUUUACGCUGCUGUGUGGCGUGUGACUCUUAAUCUGUUAUCCACAGCUUCACUUUUCAUCGGUUCUGUUUUGUUCAGCGGUUUGGUGAACUCCAAUCUGGCAGGAUAAAUGAGCAAAGAGAAUACGUCACGUUUACCAGUCAUGUCGAAGAGGCCUCUCUCCGGCAGUAAUGAUGGAGACCUUCAACAGCCCGCACUGAAAAGGAUACGAAAAGUUGAAACAGGUCUUCAGAGGCUUAAACCUGCUAGUGUGGUCCCUCCAAAACGUACUGAGCCAGUAAAAGCAACCAAUAAAGUGCUUCCUCCAGCCAGAGCUGCAACUGUGGUGGCAGCUCCAUCAAGAGGUGAUGCAAAAAAGCCUGCAUAUGCACCAACUGCUAAAGGAGCAUCCAAGAGACCAGGGUGGGACUUGAAGGGAAAAGUUACUGACCUGGAGAGCAAAAUUCAAAGUUACCAGAGUCGUUUGAAGACUUUUAACCAAGAAAAUGAGGACCUUAAAAUGUCAAAUGCAGAAGUCCAGAAAAACAAGGCAAAUGCCAUAGAGGAAAACAAGCAUUUAAAACAGCAUCUUGGGUCACUUGAAGCAAGAUUAACUAGUCUGGUGUCUGUGAAAGAGGACCUGGAGAGAACUCUUGCAGAAAAAGAAAGCCUUCAAAAAGAUCUGAAAAAGCUAAUAGAUGAAAAUGGAAUUUUGCUCAAGUUAAAAGAUGACCAAACUACAGAAAUCUGCAACAUAAAGAAUCAGCUUUCUAUUCAGAAUACAUCUCUGACCCAGUAUCAGGAGCAACUGAGAAUGUGUCAGGAAAUGGUAACAAGCUUGCAGGAAUUGGUAGACAAGCAGAAGGAUAAGCUUCAUUGUGGAGAAAUGGAACGCAGAAAACUCCAUAACACGAUUCAGGAGCUGAAGGGAAACAUCAGAGUAUAUUGCAGGGUACGUCCUCUCCUUUCUAACAUGGAGGCAACCAUUCCCCACAUUCAACUCCCUGUUAAUGACAACAAGGCUAUAACUCUUGCAAAAACAGAAGAGUCACAUGUGGGACGUGCUGCAGAAACUCAGAAAAAUUACAUCUUCAGUUUUGAUUGCGUGUUUGGGCCUCGCAGCACUCAGAGUGAGGUGUUCGAGGAGAUCUCUCUCUUGGUGCAGUCAGCUCUUGAUGGCUACAAUGUCUGCUGCUUUGCAUAUGGCCAGACUGGUAGUGGUAAAACAUUUACAAUGGAAGGUGGUGACAUGGAGGACAUGCGGGGAGUCAUUCCACGAGCUGUUCAGCAGAUUUUCGAGUCUGCCAGCUUGCUUCGAGAGCAAGGAUGGCAGUACACAUUUACAGCCAGCUUUGUUGAAAUUUACAAUGAAACUCUGCGGGACCUGCUUUAUGUGGGGAAACCUAACAAGCGGCCAGAGCAUGAAAUCAAAAAGACCACAAAUAAUGAAGUCACAGUCACCAAUCUGAAUUACCAGAGGGUCACCACUGAGGAUGAGGUUUACAAGUUGAUCAUCUUGGCAAACCAAAACAGGUCUACUGCUCGAACAAAAAUGAAUGAUCAAUCAUCUCGUUCCCAUUCCGUAUUCCAGCUGGACAUUGAGGGAGAAAACGUUGGCAGAGCUACCAAGUGCAAAUCCUCCCUUUGUUUGGUUGAUUUGGCUGGCAGUGAAAGGAUCCAAAAAAGCCAGUCUCAAGGAGAAAGAUUUAAGGAAAUGACUGCCAUAAACUCUUCGCUCACCAAUUUGGGAAUUGUCAUCACUGCUUUAGCCAAUAAGGAGACCUUUGUGCCCUAUCGCAAUUCAAAACUUACCUACCUACUCCAGGGGUGCCUGGGUGGCAACAGCAAAACUUUGAUGUUUGUAAACAUUUCACCUGAAGAAGAGAGUUUUGGUGAAUCACUUAAUUCGCUGCGCUUCGCCAGCAAGGUGAACGACUGUGUUAUUGGAACUGCCACAGCCAAUAGGAAGUAGAAUCUUUUUUCUUGAUUUUGAUCAGCUAAAGGCACCAUUACAUAUACACUUAUUUUUUUUUUAUUACGCAUCUUUGAACUAUUAAAUGUUUUUAAUCAAUUUUUAUUACUUUUCUUGAUAUUUUAAUGCUCAUUAGACUUUAUACUACAGCUUUAUUUUGUUUGCUAUCUAAAAUUGCCUGGAUGUGAGAUCAAAACCCAAUAAUCACAAGGAUUCAUUUUUAUCAGUGCAUUCAUUGUAAAAAGUUAGUAUUGUUUUAUUGAUAUGAUUUGAAAUACUUUUAUUGAUUGAUUAAACAAUGACUAAACAAUU
Molecule: messenger RNA, 2372 nt
Organism: Silurus meridionalis
Lineage: Eukaryota; Metazoa; Chordata; Actinopteri; Siluriformes; Siluridae
Gene: kifc1
Product: kinesin family member C1
Exons: 17
Coding region: 219-2060 (613 amino acids)
Biological process (GO): microtubule-based movement
Molecular function (GO): ATP binding; microtubule motor activity; microtubule binding
Source: RefSeq, a predicted model, not a curated record